GGCCCUCGUACUUCGCACGCAUUCAUUACCCAGUCGUUAUCAAGUGCGCGCAAUACCUGUCUGCAUACGGACGGUGCGUACUAGAAAACCAAACCUACACAUAAAUAGAAUUUGCAAAUGAUUACCACCUGCUUUUUAUUACGCUUCAUUGAUGUUUUCGCCCCGAGCCUGCACUGUGCAUUUUAUAUGAAUUGUUACAAUUGAUCGAGCUGAGCUGAUCUGAUCGGAUCGGAUCUGAUCGCUUUUGUUUUCUGCACUCCUCUCUGUCUCUCUCUCCCUCCCUCUCCCUCUCCCUCCCAUACUUGCUUUUCCAAGAGGCAUGCCCAUUGCCCAUUAUCCACCAACGACCCCCCCCAGUCCUUUCCCUCUUAUCCACUUGUUACGACUCUCCUACUUUCCCGAGGAUCUCUCUCCGACCACUUCAGCCUCAUACGAAGGGAUACAAGUCUUCAAACACGCAUCGCCAAUUCAAUCCUGCACGCGAUUCGCAAAUGUAAUGUUUUUCGCCGCCUGAAACAAGAAUCAUCACCUUGCCUCCUAAUUAUCCCUCGGGGUAGGAUCAAUGUUGUUCGACGUUUCUCCAAAAUGCCACUACUCCGUCGUCGUGCUGCUGCCAGCGAUGCUGAAAUGCGACGACAUAGCUUCUUGCCGACCGAUGCAAAUACUUUAAACCCAAUUCUCGAUACCGAACUUCCAGAUGGCAGAGCGAGUGAACAAAUGCCACGACGUCCUUCGCCUGGAGAUUUUCAAUUAAACACGGCAGAGCCAGGAGCAAUGGCAUCGUUACCCAUGUUACAUAGGCCUGCCACAGAUUAUCCCACUGCGCUUCAGCGAUCGGGCUCACCACCGAUACAGGAGGAAACGUCGAAACAUCGUCGCUUCUCUAUGUUAAGGUUUCGACAUGCUUCCGACUCACAAUUGUCCACCAGGUCGCGAUUACAGGCUCAGAGUGCAAUAGCGGAAGAUGCUCCUCCAAUCCCUCAGCGCAAGUAUUUUCCAUUUGAUGUCAUUCCUCCGCAUUUAGGGGCUUUUUGUUUGUUCAAAUAAUUUACUUUGACGAAAGAAUUGCUUGCUUGCUUGCGUGGUCUACCUUCUUGGCAUCGUGCUGACAACAUACCAGCCCCAGAGAUUAUCACUACUGCUCCAACCAUGGAUUUCAAUGGAGGUCGCCCAAGUAAGAAAAAGUCGCGCGUCAGACUUCCUGGCCGUACCAAAUCGACUGUUGUGAACAACAAUCGAGCGAAGCAACCAGAGCUACCGCCAUCACAACCAGAAGAUACGUCGGAUAUCGAAUUGCUCUCGAAGAAAGAACGCAGGAAGACAAUGUCAGAGUCGGGCCCGAGCAAUAAAUCCCGUGUUACUUUUGACGAACCAAAUCGCCCAAUGACCCACGGCAAUGGUGGCUCUCCUCCUGCAUAUGGAGACGAAGCAUCCUCGGCAUUGGCUCUACCAGUAAAUAGACUUUCGGAAUCUUCAAGAUCAGAUGCAAGCUCGGGCGAACAUGGUGUGUAUGCAACGACGACCACCACCACGCAUACUGUCCAAACAACAACUACCUUCUUUCGUCUUCCUCGCCGGAAGAAGCCCGCCCCAUUAUUCGAUCUCAGCCAUCUUCCACAAAAGUCCGCGCAAAACGAUGCUUCAAAUUCGCUUUCUGUCACGAGGUACCCCACUGCUCCUUCAUCCGACUCGGUUCGGGCCAUAACCCCCAAAUCAUCGGAAGACCUGACGCCGCAAGGUUCGCAUUCUCCAUUCCCACCGUCGCCGUCUCACACCCCUUCAUCUCCCAGUGCUUUGAUGAAGACAUCGUCGGGUGUAGGUCGGCCGGGCACCCCCUUAUUAAGGCAAGGGUCCACUGCGUCAUCUUCGAGAUCGUCACCUACCCGUUCCAGAUUAACACUGCGCGGACGUUCAUCCACUCUGAGCUCGUUGAGAAAUGCACCAAAUGAAGAUUCUCUACCGACACCCACAUUACCGUCAACCAGGACUUCUACAUCCACUGGUAGGAAAAGUUUUGGCGAUUUGUUUAAUAUUACAGCUCGGUUGCGCCAGAAUCCUGAACCCGCGAAUAAUUCGGGACCUACCACUCCUGCUUCAAAUACUUCGAAGAACAAUUCUAUGCAACUGAACCGAGAAGAGGCUAUCAUUCUGCCGGAACGAUUCGAUGAUGAUACACCAGCUAAUUACUUAGUCAGGCUUGAAGAGGCAGUUAGUCGAGGUGUUGUAGCUAGUGUACUGUCGAAAGGGACAGACUCUUUCUCCCAGGCUGUUCUUCGUAGCUAUAUGAGAGGGUUUGGUUUCUUUGGAGAUCCUAUGGACAUGGCCAUUCGAAAGUUGCUCAUGGAAGUUGAGCUCCCCAAGGAGACUCAACAGAUCGACAGGUGCUUGCAAGGUUUUGCCAACAGGUAUCAUGAGUGCAAUCCUGGCAUCUAUGCAUCUCCUGACCAAGCCUACUUUAUCGCCUUUUCACUUCUUAUCUUACACACAGAUGUAUUCAACAAAAAUAACAAACACAAGAUGACAAAGGCAGACUACAUCAAGAAUACUCACGGUGAAGGAAUCUUUGACGAAAUCCUGGAAUGCUUCUAUGAUAACAUCUCAUAUACACCCUUCAUCCACGUGGAGGAUGACCUAGAUAUCAAUGGCGAAAGAAUCAUACCCCACAAAAUGAAAAAGAAGUCGAAGAUUCUUCGGGGAGGUGGCGAUCCUAACAAACGUCCUUCGAAAGAACCAGUUGACCCUUAUACCUUGAUUCUUGAUAGCAAACUUGAUACUCUGCGCCCCAACUUGAAGGACGUCAUGCAUCUUGACGAACAUUAUAGUUAUCUUGGCACUGCGCCGUCUCUGAAUCUACGAGAUUUACAAAAGACAUUCUUCAAGACAGGUGUUUUACAGAUUGUUUCCGCCAGAUCACGACCAGAUGCCUUCAUGUCGGAAAAAACUGUCACAAAUCCCGAGGAAGCACAAGCCGGUAUCGUGGACAUUAAAAUCACCAAGGUGGGUUUGUUAUGGCGAAAAGAUGCCAAGAAGAAGAAGACUCGCUCUCCGUGGCAGGAGUGGGGAGCUAUACUGACUGGUGCUCAAUUGUACUUUUUUCGAAAUACCGCGUGGAUCAAGAGCUUGAUGCAUCAGCACGAGACGCAUAUUAAACAAGGUCACGAUGGCACGCCUGUCAUUUUCAAGCCUCCACUAGAACAAUUCAAGCCCGACGCAUUAAUGUCGACUGACGAUGCAGUCGCUUUGGUAGAUUCUACCUACAAGAAGCACAAGCACGCUUUUGUCUUUGUGCGCCAUGGAGGAUUUGAGGAAACUUUCUUAGCCGACAAUGAAGAUGAGAUGAAUGAUUGGCUGGCUAAGCUCAACUAUGCCGCAGCAUUUCGGACUGCUGGAGUUCGUAUGCGUGGUGUGGUAGGUGGUAACUACGAAGGGCAACGUAACCGAGGUAUUCGUCGACUAGAUAGUGCAAACGAAUCCACCAGGUUCAUUCAAACACCUUCUGGUGAAGUUUCUAUAGUCAGUGGAAAGAUUGACAACAAAAUGCAGGACGAUAUUUUGGCCGCACGUCGCCAAAUUAUGCUGCAAAAAGUGGUUGAAGCCGAAGAAAAGCUUACCGUUGCAGUUAAACAGUUGGAUUCUCAACUUCGAAAUGCUCGCCACCUACAAAUUCUAGCUCCAGUUCAACCAAAGACUAGAGAGCAAGUUUUGUCAGCUGCGGCUCGCAUGGCUGCCCAAUUGAAGUGGGGUCGAAUGGAAAUUUGGCGUUUGAAGUGUCACAGGGAUAUUUUGAUUUUGGAUUUGGAUGAAGAGAAAAACAUGGAAGGAGAUUUUGUGCAGAAGACGGAUUCAAACGGAGAUACACCAAUGUCUGCACGAUCUGCUUUGAGCCGCUUGCAAUCCAAGGCAAGUAGCUUAGCACCGCAAGGCACGCCUAAAUCGCCAACAUUGGAUUCCAUUACUCGGCCUUCUACGUCCGGUCCAUCGCUUUUACCGUCAACGGAGAGGGAACACACAGCGGAUGACAUAUUUCAGGCAGCACCAAACUCAAUGCACAAAUCUCAAGCAUCUUGGGAACUUCCGCCUUUGGUUCCCAACGAACACGUUACACGUAAGCCUUCAGUUUCCAGUGUCGUACCGCCAAGUCCCAGUCUUGCCACGAUGCCAUCUCGUUCUAGCUUGAAUCAAGCUCCAACUUUGAGCUCCAAACCUUCGGAUCCAAAUCUCGAUGCUGCAGAGCAAUCUGUUCUUGAACAAACUGGGUUGGUCGAUUCAGACAUGGCGAGCGAAGAGAAUAAAGAGCAGUCAACUGAGAAGGACAAGUUUGGCAAAGGCAAAAUUCGUCGCAGUAUACAUCAAACGUUGCGUGAGGCGCAUGUUCCAGCGCAUCACCGUAGUCGAAGAGGCAAGGACUCAAAUUCUAGUGCUGGUAUGUCAGAUGAAGGCACUACAGAUGAAAUACUCUCUCGUGGUUCUGGAAGCUUCGUUGUACAUGGCAAAAAGGCUUCGGUCAUCACGUUCGGGACGGAACUUCAGAGCAUGUCACCAGAAGAACGCUUACGUCUUCGUAAGCAGCCUCACAAGGAUGACUCUGAAGCAACAUCUCCUGCUACUAUCGAUGACGACUUUCACUCCGUACUUGCUGAACCAAUUGAAUUUCGCCAGCGCCAUAAUUCAGCUGCAAGUACAAGUACAGCAACUGCCAUGAGUUUUCGGGAAUUGCAUAGAAAAUAUUCCUCGCAGCACUCAGACAGACCUCUAAACCUCGCGGUCAACGUAGAUGACGACGACGAAGCGGCAGUAAGUAUGUCUGACGGCCGACGAAGCCCAUUACCCCCAGUCGAGGACGAAAACGAAGACGAGGAUUCAAGUAGUAAUGAAAGAACAAAAUUCUACACUCCAGAUCCCUCACCUCGUGGAGCCGAGUUUGAUGAGCAUUCGCUAGUUGAACCGAACCCACAGUACGAAAUUGAACACAUCGAUUCGAAUGAGCGGCUACCUAGUCCAACUCUUCAAACAGUCGGUGCUUGAUCGACCCACCAUGUUUUAUAAUGGUAAACUACCAACACACCCUUUCCACAUAUCCACACAACAUUUUCAUAUCAUUUUUCUUGUCUCUUCAUUUAUUUCGGCGAAAUUAAAGCAUAGCGCGCAUGCAACUAUUCUAACGACGAUCCUUUAUAUAUCCAUUUCUUGACUUGCGGCGGGCUCUUUUUACAAUACCUAGGAUGAUUGAUAUUUGCGGGAAGCGAGAAGGGGAGGAUUUUUUUUUUUCGCAAGAAUUAAAAGUAUUUGAUGGUUCAUUUUUCCGGGAGUACCUUUUUAUUUUUGACUUGGUUUUUUUUGUUUUCCUUUUAGUGAAGUUUACACUUGUUGUAGUGAUUAUUUGGGACACAUACUUUUGAAAGCAUUUAUAGUGCGUAUGUAUACUAGCGGAUGGCAUGGGUAGGGAUGGUGGAUAGGGUGAAUGGGAAGGGAAGGAAAGUACGGGCUGUAAGAUGUAUCGGGUUAGGAUCCAAAUAUUUCCAUGUGAAGGGGCUGUCUUAUGGUAUGGCACAUGGUUUCGGCUGCUGAGGUCAUGGGCCGGAUUGGCGUUUUUGGAAUGGGGAUGUAUUCGCUUUUUUUUUUAUAGAAAGGGGUGGAUGUGAUAGUAGGCGAGAAUUGGGAGGUCUGAGGAAUGGGAUGAUUCGAGAUGACGAGAGAAGAGAGAAGAAAUUAGGAGUGGAACAGUUGUUUGUGGAAAAUCAAAAUAUGGAUGGGUCGAUACCCGGUGGCAGAAAAUGGGAGAGUGAGGAGGAUGAUGGCGGAAUGUGAUCGAAUGGGAGGGGAUGCAAUGAAGGGAAUGGAAUCGUAUCGAGUUGAAUUAAUAUCGGAGUGGAGUGACGACAGUAGGAAGAGAAAGGAGAUAGGAGACACAAAUAACAAUGAAGAUUC
Botrytis cinerea B05.10 is the source of this 5928-nucleotide messenger RNA. It is a transcript of the gene Bcsyt1, whose product is annotated as Bcsyt1. The record is from RefSeq and is a predicted model, not a curated record. NCBI's taxonomy places the organism in Eukaryota, Fungi, Ascomycota, Leotiomycetes, Helotiales, Sclerotiniaceae. The transcript has a single exon. The coding region runs from base 586 to 1047 and encodes 153 amino acids. Gene Ontology annotation, biological process: regulation of ARF protein signal transduction. Gene Ontology annotation, molecular function: guanyl-nucleotide exchange factor activity.